This is a messenger RNA of Helicoverpa zea (corn earworm), 1014 nucleotides long. RefSeq lists its product as uncharacterized. The transcript has a single exon. NCBI's taxonomy places the organism in Eukaryota, Metazoa, Arthropoda, Insecta, Lepidoptera, Noctuidae. The coding region runs from base 1 to 1014 and encodes 337 amino acids. The record is from RefSeq and is a predicted model, not a curated record.
AUGAGCAUUACCAGAACGCCACCAAAACUAUUUGUAUCGGACCCAGACCUCUCUACUCGUGGAAAUGACUCUUCAAAUUCUCCGCUCAACGUCACAAUGAGAAACUAUAAACGCGCGCGGUUAAUUGAUGAUGUCGGAGGUGUUUCUGCGGAGUCGCCGCUAGAGGACACCACGGGUGACAUAAGGGAACUUAUUAAGUCAUUGAUCGCACAACAAAAUAUAAAAUUUGAAGCUAUGGAGUCUAGUAUACGCGAAAUCAAAGAGCAGUACCUCUCCAUUACUUCUAUGGAAAAUAAUAUAUUAGACAUAAAAGUACAAAACAGUGAUAUUCAAACUGUUAAUAAAGAGAUUAUUAAAAAUGUGGAUUUUAUCUCUAGUCAAAUGAAGGAUAUUGAGAAUAAAAUUUGUAAACUGGAGGGAGAACGCAACAAUUACAAUGCUCAAAUCCAUAUUCUCGAGGAUAAAAUUGAAACAAUGGAACGUAACUCCAGGAAAACCUGCAUCGAAAUAAGGGGUGUCCCGAAAAAAUCUGGCGAGUCAAAACAAGAACUGUAUCAACUAAUUUCAUCUGCGUCAGGUGCAAUUAAGACAGUCCUGUCGGAAUCACAAAUUAAAGACGUCUACAGGCUACCUUCUAGAGAAAACGUUCAGACUAGCACGGUCGUUGCCGAAUUUACGAACACUCUCGUCAAAGAAAACUUUCUAAAAGCCGCAAAAAAAUAUAAUAAUGAAAAUAGGAACAAUGAACUGAACACUAUUCACUUGGGCCUGCCGGGACCUGCAGCUGCGGUCUACAUCUCGGAGAAUCUCACCGCGAAAACUAAACGGCUUCUCUUCCUUGCUCGUGACUUGGCCAAAGUCGAAUCAUACCAAUACUGCUGGGUCUCUAACGGCAGAGUUUUCCUUCGCAAGAAACAAGGUGCCCCGUCGAUUCUCAUCAAAAAUGAAAACAGUUUUCUCAAAUUAAAACAGUCAGACCAACCCACCGCUGGUAAUACUAAGGGCGCGAUAUGA